GCCCGGAGCCUGCAGCCCAGCCCCACCCAGACCCAUGGCUGUACCUGCCGCCCAGAGCCCCAUGAAGCUGAUGGCCCUGCAGCUGCUGCUGUGGCACAGCGCACUCUGGACAGUACCGGAAGCCACCCCCCUAGGCCCUGCCAGCUCCCUGCCCCAGAGCUUCCUGCUCAAGUGCUUAGAGCAAGUAAGGAAGAUCCAGGGCGAUGGUGCCGCGCUGCAGGAGAAGCUGUGUGCCACCUACAAGCUGUGCCACCCCGAGGAGCUGGUGCUGCUUAGACACUCUCUGGGCAUCCCCUGGGCUCCCCUGAGCAGCUGCCCCAGCCAGGCCCUGCAGCUGACAGGCUGCUUGAGCCAACUCCAUAGCGGCCUCUUCCUCUACCAGGGGCUCCUGCAGGCCCUGGAAGGGAUCUCCCCUGAGUUGGGCCCCACCUUGGAUACACUGCAGCUGGACGUUGCCGACUUUGCCACCACCAUCUGGCAGCAGAUGGAAGACCUGGGAAUGGCCCCUGCCCUGCAACCCACCCAGGGUGCCAUGCCAGCCUUCACCUCUGCCUUCCAGCGCCGGGCGGGAGGCGUCCUGGUUGCCUCCCAUCUGCAGCGCUUCCUGGAGCUAGCAUACCGUGUUCUACGCCACCUUGCCCAGUCCUGAGCCAAGCCCUCCCCAUCCCAUGUAUUUAUCUCUAUUUAAUAUUUAUGCCUAUUUAAGCCUCAUAUUUAAAGACAGGGAAGAGCAGAACGAAGCCCCAGGCCUCUGUGUCCUUCCCUGCAUUUCUGAGUUUCAUUCUCCUGCCUGUAGCAGUGAGAAAAAGCUCCUGUCCUCCCAUCCCCUGGACUGGGAGGUAGAUAGGUAAAUACCAAGUAUUUAUUACUGUGACUGCUCCCCAGCCCUGGCUCUGCAGUGGGCACUGGGAUGAGCCACAGUAGGCCCCUGGUCCCGAGGGUCCCCACCUGGGGCCCUUGAGAGUAUCAGGUCUCCCACGUGGGAGACAAGAAAUCCCUGUUUAAUAUUUAAACAGCAGUGUUCCCCAUCUGGGUCCUUGCACCCCUCACUCUGGCCUCAGCCGACUGCACAGCGACCCCUCCAUCCCUUUGGGUGUGAGGUCCCUGGACAAGCAGAGGCAGCCAGAGCUGGGACGCAUGACCCUGGGGUCCCACGAACUUGCUGGGGAAUCUCGUUUUUCUUCUGAAGACUUUUGGGACAUGGUCUGACCCCCCGCAUGAGGAACUCAGGCAUCACCGACGUGUCUCCUGUUUUUCUGGGUGCCCUCGGGACACCUGCCCUGCCCCCAUGAGGGUCAAGACUAUGACUCUUUUUAGGGCUGGGCAGGUGCCUGGACAUUUGCCUUGCUGGACGGGGACUGGGGAUGUGGGAGGGAGCAGACAGGAGGAAUGAUGUCAGGCGUGUGUGUGAAAGGAAGCUCGACUGUCACCCUCCACCUCUUCACCCCCGACUCACCGGUGUCCCCUCCACUGUCACAUUGUAACCAAACUUCAGGAUAAUAAAGUGUUUGCCUCCA
Molecule: messenger RNA, 1517 nt
Organism: Piliocolobus tephrosceles (Ugandan red Colobus)
Lineage: Eukaryota; Metazoa; Chordata; Mammalia; Primates; Cercopithecidae
Gene: CSF3
Product: colony stimulating factor 3
Exons: 5
Coding region: 35-649 (204 amino acids)
Biological process (GO): immune response; positive regulation of myeloid cell differentiation
Cellular component (GO): extracellular region
Molecular function (GO): granulocyte colony-stimulating factor receptor binding; cytokine activity
Source: RefSeq, a predicted model, not a curated record